GAUUAUAUUGCGCGGAAUACAAAUCGCGCAUUAUUGGAGACGACAUGAGAGGGAGGUAAGUGCCCGGGGAGGUGUCGUCUGCCUUCUGCACCGGCCGUCCGCCGCCAAGAAAGAAAAAUGGCACAUGCAUCGUUUUCAUUGGUUGCGCGCGGUCAGGCCUCCGCCGCGGGCCACACAUCUCGCUCUCACAUUUUCCGACCAGAUGGCCCUAAAAGCAACUUCAAAAAGAUCCCUUAAAACUAUCUCAAAACUUUAUUUAGGGGAAAAAGUAGAAAAGCCCCCCUUCCUAUCCGCAAAAAUCCAUCGUCCCGUAUCCGAUCUCCCUCGUCCCACAUUUUUGCAUGCCACUCCUCUUCCCCAAUCGCCCCCUCCACCGGCUCCUUUCCCGCGCAAUGAGCUGUUCCCGCGAAUAAAUUUACCCACGCGCACUUGUUUGUGGGAGGAGGCAAGCCGUGCAAGGUGGUGCCGGCGGCUGCGGCGUUGGCGGCAGGCCGGCAACAGCGGGGACAGCUGCGGCGGCAGCGUGAGGAGCUUUCCGAUGCAGCUAGGACGGGCGACUGCUCCCAUCCGGCAAGGGCAAGGCUGGCGUGGCAACCCUAGGAUGCGCCAGGGGCUUGCCGCCGGCAGCCACAACCCCCAACGAGAUUUGCAGAGUGCUAGGGGUAAAGACCAUGGCCUGGCCGGUGGUGGUGACUGGCGAGGUGGAUUUCAAGGUAUAGUACCACCUCGUCCUCCGAUUGCUGCACCUGCCGUCGACGAUUCGAAUCCCCUUGCAUCGAUGGUGGACCCUUGUAGCGACAAUCCAUCUGCACUUGUGAAUGGUACGAUUCCUGAGCACUUCAUUCAUCUAUGUAAAGUUCAGAUAUCGAUUAAAAUUUAUGUCUUGAUUUCGAUAAUCUGUUGUCACUGACAUGAGAUGGAUCGUUGGUUUUAUUCUGUCCUGAUCAAUUGUUGGCCGUGUUACCAUACACCCUGAACAUGUGCACAUAGUUGAAUUGGACCUGUUUUGUGCUUCUAGUGUUUUUCUGUAGUAGUACCACUUCAAAAAUUGAUGUGCAGCUUGUUUGCAAUGGUGUCUCCAACAGUUAUCAUGCCUCACAUUUUCUGGAAAAGAUUAUAUGCCCUCAAGAUUAUUUUUGGCAUGGGUACAGGCCUAAUUUGCAAUAUUUGGUCUACUGAUUCAGAGUAGCUAAUGCACAAGCAUCAUAGACUGUCCUGUGAUGGAGCUACUGCUCUUACUGUUAUCGUACUGCCAUAUUUCAGUAGAGGAUGAGCUCUGAUUGCCCUACAUGAUGUUCUGCAGAAGAUUACACCAAUUUCCUAAUUCCUGCUGUCAUUGUGGUUCUCUAAUCUGAUAGCCCCAACAAACUGUUGACCUCUAACGAAAAAACCAGCACCGGUUGUUGUUAUCUACUGCCACUAUAGUAAAGCUUGGUGUUAUAUUUCCUUUGUUCUUCAAAAUAAUUGAACCUUUGCCUAUUGAUCAAGUUAAAAUAAUAUAUCCAGCUAUGCUCAUCAGCUUGGUAGAAUUACUACUGCUCUAUGUGUUCUGUCACAGGGCCAUACCUGUUCAUGGAGCUUUGACAGAAAACUUAGUUGUUGUUAUCUACUGCCACUACAGUAAAGCUUGGUGUUAUAUUUCCUUUGUUCUCCAAAAUAAUUGAACCUUUGCCUAUUGAUCAAGUUAAAAUAAUAUAUCUAGCUAUGCUCAUCAGCUUGGUAGAAUUACUACUGCUCUGCGUGUUCUGUCACAGGGCCAUACCUGUUCAUGGAGCUUUGACAGAAAACUUGGUUGUUGUUAUCUACUGCCACUACAGUAAAGCUUGGUGUUAUAUUUCCUUUGUUCUCCAAAAUAAUUGAACCUUUGCCUAUUGAUCAAGUUAAAAUAAUAUAUCCAGCUGUGUUCGUAAGCUUGGUAGAAUUACUACUGCUCUAUGUGUUCUGUCACAGGGUCAUAUCUGUUCAUGGAGCUUUGACAGAAAACUUAUCAGUGAUUAAAUGCUUGCAAGAAAUGGAUAUUUUUCCAACAUGAUGAUGGAUAAAACCAAUCAAGGGGAUGUUGAUAAUUAUGGCAAUGCAUAUGCUGACCAAUAGUCACAUGCAAUUGAAGUCGGUCCAACAGCCCCCUCUGCAAAGAUCAAAAAGGUGGCAAGGAUUGGUCUCAUAUAUGUGAGUACUUCCAUGAACACAAGACGUGCCUCUCAACGCGUACCAUGAAUUCUCUCAUGCAUUGGUGGGAGACCAUACCAAAAUGUGUGAAUAAGUUUUGUGGAUGUCUAGCACAGAUUGAGUUAAGACAUCAGAGUGGUACUACAAUGCAAGAUAAGGGGCUAACGGCGUGAGCUCCUGGUGGCGACGUGAGCUCUACCGGCGUGAAAAUCCCUUCGGCGAGGAAAAUUCCUCCGUGUAUGGGCUGGCACGCGUGAGGGCAGCAAUCUGUACGGCGCGAUGGCUCAUGUCCUCCAUGGCUUCGAUUUGAACGUUUGUAUGGAGGAAGAUGACGACGGCAAUCAUCCCUUCAAUCUCAACGAGCCUUUACUGGAGGACCACAACAACAAUGAUGACGGCCCCAACCCCAACGACGUGCUUGAUUUCGACGAGCCAGAAUACGACGGCGCUAAUGAUGCCGACGGCGGCGUGUUUGAUCUCCAAGAGCAACAAGACGGCGUACUGGAUUUAAACUUACCAGUAGAUGAGUUCGGUGCAGUUGAUUUGAACUUUGUACAAAAUCUUGCUGAACAUGCUGUCCAGAACCCCAACGUGGAAGCAAUUCAUGGAGGAUUACCCCACCGAAGGAAGGAAAUGACUGAAGCUGUCCGAAAACGAGUUUACCAAGCUUUGUUAGCUAGAAGCAACGAUGGUACACUACACAAGGAAGACACUGCAUUUGUUGCUGCUCAAUUUGACAUUCAUAUAAGGACAGCUCAGCGUGUUUGGAACCGAGGUAAAACACAACUUAAAAGCGGUGUUCCGGUUGUGGUUUGUAGUCUAAAGAAGGGUAGAGUUGGACGUAAAGCAAUACCUUUUGAUUUGGAAGCAUUGCGAAACAUUCCUCUAAAGGAAAGAAUGACUAUAGAGGAUGUGUGCGCCAAACUAAACAUGAGCAAAUGGAGGGUUCAAAGGUAUUUGAAACUAGGAUUGAUUAGGCGCCACUCUAGUAGCAUCAAACCAUAUCUCACUCAAGCUAACAAGAAGUCUAGGUUACAAUGGUGUGUUGACAUGGUUAAUAGGGAGUUGCUUGAUGAUCCAAGGUUUAAGGAGUUGUAUGACUUUGUGUUCAUUGAUGAGAAAUGGUUCUACCUACAUCAAAAAUCUGAAAGAUAUUAUUUGCUACCUGAAGAAGAUGAACCCCAUCGGACUUUUACGAAUAAGAACUACAUCCCUAGGCUCGGCCAAGGUUUAGGGAUGGGAAUUGUAUUUUUGAUGGUAGGAUUGGUUGUUUUCCACUUGUUCAGUAUGAAGCGGCUCAAAGAGGUAAUGAGAGGACAUGCCGUGUCCGUGGAGACUUGGUUAUGAAGCCCAUAACUUCGAUCACUAGAGAAGUGAUUAGAGGUUUUAUGAUCAACAAAGUGUUGCCUGCCAUUAGAGCUAAGUGGCCAAGAGAAGAUGUGGGUAGACCAAUAUUCAUUCAACAGGAUAAUGCACCUUCUCACUUGAAAUUGGAUGACCCACAAUUUUGUGAGGCCGCUAAGCUAGGAGGAUUUGAUAUUCGCCUAAUAUGUCAGCCACCAAACUCUCCAGAUUUCAACAUUCUCGACUUGGGUUUUUUUCGAGCUAUACAAGCAAUUCACUAUGAGAAGAAUGCAAAAACAAUGGAGGCUCUACUUCCAGCCGUGCAAGAGGCAUUCAUGGAGUACUCACCACGCCUUGCAAACCGAAUGUUUCUAACACUACAAGGUGUUUUCGUGGAAGCUAUGAAGAAGAAAGGUUGCAACAACUUCAAGAUACCUCACAUGAAAAAAGGAACAUUGGAAAGACAAGGUCGGCUGCCAUCUUGUAUCCCUUGUGAUCCAUCUUUACUGGAUGAAGCCGAGGCUACUCUUGCUGCAUGAAACAAGUAGAUUGAUGGUUGUUAGUUUUACUAAUGGAGACAAAUCUUGUUAAUUAUCAGUUAAUUAGAAUUCAAUGUUAAUGA
Setaria italica (foxtail millet) is the source of this 4135-nucleotide messenger RNA. RefSeq lists its product as uncharacterized. Lineage: Eukaryota; Viridiplantae; Streptophyta; Magnoliopsida; Poales; Poaceae. Gene Ontology annotation, molecular function: nucleic acid binding. The record is from RefSeq and is a predicted model, not a curated record. Bases 2449 to 3516 code for a protein of 355 amino acids. The transcript is spliced from 8 exons.